AGGAUGGGACGGACGCUCGUGGAGCUCUUUUACGAUGUGGUCUCCCCUUACUCCUGGCUGGGGUUUGAGGUGCUCUGCCGGUACCGGCACAUCUGGAAUAUUGACCUGCGCUUUCGUCCAGCUUUCCUUGGUGGCAUAAUGCAAGCAACUGGUAACAAGCCACCAGCAAUGUUGCCAAAGCGUGCAGAAUACAUGCUGAAGGAUAUAAAAAGGAUGGCAAAAUACUACCAAGUGCCUGUACAAAUUUCAGAAGAUAACUUCCAACAUGUCUUUGGUACAAGCAGUCUUGGCGCCAUGCGCUUUAUCACAGCCAUUGAUAUGACACAACCACAAUACUUGGAACCCUUAUCUAGAGAGUUCUGGAUACGUUUUUGGUCACAGCAUGAAGAUAUCAGUCAGCCGGAGAAUAUAUUGGCUGUUGCUGGACAGGCUGGGCUAUCACCAGAGCUCGCCCAGAAGCUACUUGAAAUGAUUUCAUCCCCUGCAGUGAAGAACCGACUGAAAGAGGCAACAGAGGAAGCAAUAAAAUAUGGGGCAUUUGGGAUGCCUGCUGUUGUGGCACAUUUUAAUGGGGAACCUCAUCUCUUUUUUGGCUCUGAUCGUUUAGAGCUGCUAGGCAGCGUUAUAGGUGAAAAAUGGCUGGGACCAGUUCCAUCCGUUCCAAGCCCCAAGAUGUGAAAAGUCCUGGGGAAAUAUAUAAGAAUGAAAAUAUAUAUGUACAUGGUCACUCUUCACUGAUUAUCUGAAUGUAUCCAAUUUUAUGGAGAGAUGGCUUUCUCAUCCUUAACAGCAAGCUUUACAGCUCAGUCUCAUCUCCAAUUACGAAGAAGUUCAAGGUUUGCCAGUAUUACCAGUCUGGUGAGGUCUUUACCAAUACAAGUGUGCUUCUUUUCUUUCAACAGAUUAAUGAUUAGACAUUAAAGAUUAAACAUUAACUUCUUGCAGAUGAAACAUUCUUCUUUUCUGAUUAGUUCUCUUUCUCUUACCCUAAAAACAUGAGGAUUAAAUUGUUACAGGACUGCGAUCUCUGGAUUUCUCCUAUCUUCCUGCUUGUCCUUUAGAAACACACACACAUACAGCCUAAGAGAAGCUGGCCACAUUCUCCUUUUAUUUUAAGUCCAAGGUACUACAUAGACACUAGAAGCACAGGACAUGGUAUUCACGCUUCCUUUUACUCUGCAGCAUGGCAAUUGGAGGGGACAUGAGAAAGAAGAGUGGAAGAGAGAAGGACAAAAUUCAAGCCCAAAGAAAAAUCUAGGGAACCAAUCAAGUAUUUCAAAAGGAACUGUCCCCCUCCUGGACAGUAUUUUAUACACCUUGCUCUGCAGUGACAGACAUCUGAGCAGACCACCACACACAUGCAUUCUCAGGCACCAAUCCCAGACCUUGCAGGGUUUUUUAAUCAAUGCCAGCUUUACAGUAAUGCUUUCAGCGGACAGUGGUGAAUACCAUGUAAGUUUAGUUGGUAACUGAACCAGACUGUGUUUUGCUUCCUCGAGGAUGGCCUAAUUGCUGCCUAUCCAAAGGUGAUUUGGAUAUGGCUAUGAGGGACUUCCCAUCAUACCUCCUGCAGAGGGAAGAUAUGCAAACAAUAAAAUUAAGAAAUUUCACACUGAAAUAGUUCGAACCUGGCCCUGUGUUGGCUGAAUUGGAAUAACACACUCAAAUUAAUUUGAUUUGUAUGAGGCUUGAUUUCUCAAUGAUUCGUGGCUGUCUCUGACGUAUCACUGAAGGAAGCAGAAGAACUAGCAGCAGCUGGAAUUCUGUUUUUUG
Molecule: messenger RNA, 1773 nt
Organism: Gymnogyps californianus (California condor)
Lineage: Eukaryota; Metazoa; Chordata; Aves; Accipitriformes; Cathartidae
Gene: GSTK1
Product: glutathione S-transferase kappa 1
Exons: 8
Coding region: 4-678 (224 amino acids)
Biological process (GO): glutathione metabolic process
Cellular component (GO): peroxisome; mitochondrion
Molecular function (GO): glutathione peroxidase activity; glutathione transferase activity
Source: RefSeq, a predicted model, not a curated record